GACCUUGCCCCAUCGAGACCUCCGGCACUCAGGCCCCCUUCCCUCUCUCCUGCUCCCUGGAGGGAUCGUCCUGGAGUUCGGCCGUGGAGCAGCAGGAGGGCCUCUCCCUCUCCAUCGCCAUCGCCUCCCCUCCGGACGCCCGCAUCGGCCGCUACCGCCUGAUCCUGGAUGCCUCCACCCAGGAUCAGGGCUCCAGCUUCCCCCUGGGGGAUUUCGUCCUGCUCUUCAACCCCUGGUGCACAGAGGACUCCACCUACAUGGAGAGCAAAGAGGACCGGGUUGAGUAUGUGUUGACUCAACAAGGCCUGAUCUACCAAGGAUCGAAGGACUACAUUGUCUCCGUCCCGUGGAACUUCGGACAG
Molecule: messenger RNA, 362 nt
Organism: Protobothrops mucrosquamatus (brown spotted pit viper)
Lineage: Eukaryota; Metazoa; Chordata; Lepidosauria; Squamata; Viperidae
Product: protein-glutamine gamma-glutamyltransferase 2-like
Exons: 2
Biological process (GO): peptide cross-linking
Molecular function (GO): protein-glutamine gamma-glutamyltransferase activity
Source: RefSeq, a predicted model, not a curated record